Dromiciops gliroides (monito del monte) is the source of this 945-nucleotide messenger RNA. RefSeq names its product vomeronasal type-1 receptor 4-like. Lineage: Eukaryota; Metazoa; Chordata; Mammalia; Microbiotheria; Microbiotheriidae. The transcript has a single exon. The record is from RefSeq and is a predicted model, not a curated record. Gene Ontology annotation, molecular function: pheromone receptor activity. Gene Ontology annotation, cellular component: membrane. The coding region runs from base 1 to 945 and encodes 314 amino acids. Gene Ontology annotation, biological process: G protein-coupled receptor signaling pathway.
AUGAGUCCCUAUGAAAUAAUUCUGACUAUUGUCUUUGGCACUCAGAUUGCAAUUGGGGCCCUGGGGAACUCGUUCCUAAUUUAUCUCUUCACCAUCAUGAUCUUCACUGGACAGAGAAUGAGGAUCAUAGAUAGGAUUCUUGUCCAGCUGGCCUGGGCCAACUUCUUAAUGAUUAUCUCCAAGAGCAUCCCACAGACAAUGGCAGCUGUGAACCUGAAGAUUUUCCUGAAUGAUCAUGGCUGUAAAUUUUUCUUCUACCUUCCCAGGGUGUCUCGUGGUCUUUCCUUAAGCAUGACCUGCCUCCUGAGUAGUUUUCAGGCUAUCACCAUCAGUCCCAGAAACUCCAGGUGGGCAGAACUUAAAGGCAGAGCCCCAGAGCACCUCAUCCCCACCUGUUCCCUCUGCUGGAUCUUCCAUCUCCUCCUAAACAUCCUUGUUCUUGAGAAAAUUGAAGGACCAAGGAUGGCUGGAAACAUCUCAAACAUCCUGCCUUACGGAUAUUGUUCUACUCCAGUGGCCACCACAGUAAAUGCUUCGCUCUUUGUAGUCAUGGUCUCCCUCCCUGAUGUUGUGUGUGUGGGUCUGAUGGUCUUUACCAGUGGCUACAUGGUGUUGCUUCUGUGCAAGCACCACCAGCAAAUACAGCAUAUCCACAUGACCAGCCUCUCCGCCAGAGCCUCCCCUGAGAGCAGAGCCACCCAGUCCAUCCUGCUUCUCGCGAGCACCUUUGUGGCCUUUUACUCACUCAAUUCCAUUUUGGCAGCAUAUGCACAUUUCAGAAAGGCAGGACCCUGGUUGGUGCACAGCUCUACCUUCCUGUCCACUUGUUUCCCAACUUUUAGCCCAUUUGUGCUUAUCAGCGCUGACUCUCAAGUUCUAAAGUACUAUUCUGCUCUCUGGGGAAGGAACAAGCUACAUUUUGGGGGCCCUUCUCUCUAUCUAUAG